This is a messenger RNA of Ctenopharyngodon idella (grass carp), 945 nucleotides long. RefSeq names its product olfactory receptor 14A16-like. Gene Ontology annotation, molecular function: G protein-coupled receptor activity; olfactory receptor activity. Lineage: Eukaryota; Metazoa; Chordata; Actinopteri; Cypriniformes; Xenocyprididae. The transcript has a single exon. The record is from RefSeq and is a predicted model, not a curated record. Gene Ontology annotation, cellular component: membrane. Gene Ontology annotation, biological process: G protein-coupled receptor signaling pathway. Bases 1 to 945 code for a protein of 314 amino acids.
AUGGAUAACAUGUCUUAUCCUGUGAUACUGACUCUCAUGGUGCCCAAAGACUCUAAAUCAUACAGGCAUAUAUACUUCACUUGUUUUCUUAUCCUUUAUCUGCUUAUAUUGUCAAUUAAUAUACGUCUUGUUAUGAUCAUUAUCAUGACGAAAACACUUCAUGAACCGAUGUACAUAUUCUUGUCUUAUCUGUGUGUAAAUGGGCUUUAUGGAGCCACAGGAUUCUACCCUAAAAUUCUGUCUGAUUUAAUAUUGGAUUCAUAUGUGAUCUCCUCUCUCAUGUGUGCUCUGCAGAUCUUUGUUAUUUACAGCUCUUUACUGAGUGAGAUUACAAUAUUAACAGUGAUGUCUUAUGAUAGAUAUGUAGCCAUAUGCAAACCUUUAGACUAUCAUUCCAAAAUAACUAAAUUCACCUGUGUGAAAUUAAUUCUGUUUUCAUGGAUUCUUCCCAACGGCGUCUCAGCUACAGCAAUCCUGUUAUCAUACUUGAGGCCAUUUUGUAAAUAUCACAUCGACAAAUUAUAUUGUGACAACUGGUCAGUUGUAAAACUGUCUUGUACAUCAUCUGUUGUGAAUAAUAUCUAUGGAUAUAUUUUUGGUGUUGUAUUCGUUAGCUGUGCAGUUAUUGUCAUAGUGUCCUAUGUUAAACUGAUCUCUGCAUGUAAAGCAUCUUUAGAAAACAGAAGGAAAUUCUGGCAAACGUGUCUGCCACACAUGUUAUCACUGAUAAAUUUCUCUUUUGCUUUGCUUUUUGAUAUAACGUAUAGCAGAUAUGGUUCAAAUGACAUUCCAGAGAGUCUGCGUCAUUUUCUGGCCUUAGAGUUAGUUAUAGUCCCUCCUGUUUUUAAUCCUGUAAUGUAUGGGUUAAAUAUUAGGACAGUGCGCAGAGUUUUUUUCUCAUGUAUUUCAGCAAGAGUGAAUGUUUCAGAAGCUAAAAAGGCUUAA